AGCGACUGUAUAUGUCGGACUACUCACUUCGUCAUAUAAGUUUUUUUUAUUUAAAUACUGUCAAUUUAGUCAAUAAAUGAAACAUUACUUGUUCAAGUAAGAAUUUCAUCCGCCAUUUUGUAAAACUAAUCGCACAAAAUGGCGAACAACUACACGGAUUAUGAAAUCGGGCCAAUGGCUUUUCCUUUGAAAAUGGUGUCAAAGGAGGUAGUAGACCACAUGCUCGGCUGGAACAUCCCAGAAGAACAUCAGGACCUGGUGCACGACCACUGGCGCAACUUCCCCGCAGUCAGCAAGUACUGGCACUAUAUGUUGGCGCUCAUCUACACCAUGCUAAUGCUGACCUCUCUCACAGGCAACGGCAUCGUUAUCUGGAUAUUCAGCACUUCAAAAUCCCUCCGCAGCGCGAGCAACAUGUUCGUGAUCAAUCUGGCGGUGUUCGACCUGAUGAUGAUGCUGGAGAUGCCACUCCUCAUCAUCAACUCGUUCUACCAGCGGCUGGUGGGCUACCAGCUCGGCUGUGACGUCUAUGCAGCAUUAGGCUCAUUGUCCGGUAUCGGGGGAGCCAUCACGAACGCUGUCAUUGCUUUUGAUAGAUAUAAAACGAUCUCGUGCCCCCUGGACGGCAGGAUAAACAGAGUACAAGCGAGUCUACUGAUAGCGUUUACGUGGUUGUGGGCGAUGCCGUUCACCAUCCUCCCGACGCUGAGGAUCUGGGGCCGGUACGUUCCAGAGGGCUUCCUUACCACUUGCUCGUUCGACUAUUUCACCGACGACCAAGACACGAAGGUGUUUGUCGCCUGCAUCUUCGUGUGGAGCUACUGCAUCCCAAUGUCGCUCAUCUGCUACUUCUACUCUCAACUCUUUGGCGCUGUGCGCCUACACGAGCGAAUGCUACAAGAACAAGCGAAGAAGAUGAACGUAAAGUCACUGGCAGCUAACAAAGAUGAUGCUGGCAAAACUGUUGAGAUCCGCAUAGCUAAAGUGGCGUUCACAAUAUUCUUCCUAUUUAUAUGUGCGUGGACGCCGUACGCUAUAGUCGCCAUGACUGGCGCCUUUGGAGACAGGAGCCUGUUGACACCCGUGGCGACUAUGAUCCCCGCCGUGUGCUGCAAGGUGGUAUCCUGUAUAGACCCGUGGGUAUAUGCCAUCAAUCACCCCAGAUACAGGGCGGAGCUGCAAAAACGCCUUCCCUGGAUGGGAGUCCGCGAACAAGAUCCGGACAGCGUGUCGACUUCCACCAGCGUUGUCACAGCGACCUCCCAGCCUCAACCCACCCCCGCCACCGAGGCCUGAACUGAUGUUCAGCCUUAUGAUUAAGGCUUCUUCAUCUAUCCUAGGAAGCUCCACAUCGAAUAAUACCAACAUACCGGCAGUAUGCUUAGCGAUAACCAGCCUUCUUCCAAAAAUGAUCACAUAUCAUUAAGAAACAGCUAAAAAUGCAAUUUGAAAGCUUGAUUGAGUUUGGAUUCGAAAAGAAACACUCAAAAAUUUACACUUAUAAAAUUGCAACUAUUAAAAAAACUUUCCGGAAUUAUGAUCAUAGUUAUCUAUAUAUCUGUUGAGGUUAAAAUCAGGUCAAGUUAAGAAGCUUAUGAUGUUAACCUCAAAAGAUAUCGCUAGGUAUGUUUAAGUAGGCAAAACGCUUAAAACUAUUGGCCACUAAGUAAAACAAUAACAUUGCUAUUAUAUUAUGAGCAAGUAAAUAUAAUUUAACCGAAAAGCUUUAACUGUUUUCCGUCCAAACGAAAAUAACGAUAAGAUUAUUUAUUUGCAAAAACAUGAGUUUACUUUUUUACAAUGUGGUGUUAAAAGAAAAACUGUAUGUCUGAAUAAAAUAAGUAGUAAAAAUUCGAAUUGCCUCAGCAACUUCCAACGUAAACUCAAAUCGACGACUGUAGCUAGCGACUAACAAAGGACUUCGACAAUGUUGAAUAUGUUUUUUACGAAGCAAAAUAAUAAAAUAUAAAAAAAAAUUACGACUGACCCCGACGACAAAGGCAUGUUAACUAUAAUAUAAAGUUCUGCAAAUUA
This is a messenger RNA of Plodia interpunctella (Indianmeal moth), 2034 nucleotides long. It is a transcript of the gene Rh5, whose product is annotated as opsin-3. The coding region runs from base 139 to 1296 and encodes 385 amino acids. The record is from RefSeq and is a predicted model, not a curated record. Gene Ontology annotation, biological process: phototransduction; visual perception; G protein-coupled receptor signaling pathway. The transcript has 8 exons. Lineage: Eukaryota; Metazoa; Arthropoda; Insecta; Lepidoptera; Pyralidae. Gene Ontology annotation, molecular function: G protein-coupled photoreceptor activity. Gene Ontology annotation, cellular component: plasma membrane.